CAGCGGAUCAACGGACAGAGCCGAAGAUUUCGGCUCGGUCAUGUGAUCAGCUGUGUCCAAUCACAUGGAACAUGUACACAGUGUGCCCUGAUGAUCAGUGUAGCCCCAGCAGUGCAACCUGUCAGUGUCCAUCAAUGCCACCUAUCAGUGCCUACGAGUACACAUCAAUGCAACAUAUCAGUGCCCAUCUGAGCUGCCUUCCAGUGUCACCUAUCAGUGCCAGUCAGUGCCACCUAUCAGUGCUGCCAAUCAGUUCCACCUAUCAGUGCCAGUCAGUGCCACCUAUCAGUGCCAGUCAUUGGCACCUAUCAGUGCCCGUCAGCGCCGCCUAUCAGUGCCAGUCA
This is a messenger RNA of Staurois parvus, 344 nucleotides long. The record is from the annotation of a GenBank genome assembly. NCBI's taxonomy places the organism in Eukaryota, Metazoa, Chordata, Amphibia, Anura, Ranidae.